Messenger RNA from Scomber japonicus (chub mackerel), 1230 nucleotides. RefSeq names its product keratin, type I cytoskeletal 18-like. Gene Ontology annotation, molecular function: structural molecule activity. The record is from RefSeq and is a predicted model, not a curated record. Gene Ontology annotation, cellular component: keratin filament. The coding region runs from base 1 to 1230 and encodes 409 amino acids. Gene Ontology annotation, biological process: intermediate filament cytoskeleton organization. The transcript has 7 exons. NCBI's taxonomy places the organism in Eukaryota, Metazoa, Chordata, Actinopteri, Scombriformes, Scombridae.
AUGGACCGUCGUGUUCAAUCCCAGUCCUCCUACAUUAAACGUCCUGUUGUCAUGAAAACUCCAAACAGCUAUAGCCAUUACUCUAAACCCUGUAACUCAUGGCUUGGCGUUGACUUUGGUGGUAGGUAUACUGGGUAUGACUACGAAUCAACAUCCUCAGGCUCCACUUCUGAAACCCUGGCCAUCGGAAAUGAGAAGAAAGCCAUGGAGAACCUGAAUGACCGCCUGGCCUGCUACCUGGAGACAGUGAGGGAACUGGAGAAAGCCAACAGAAAGCUGGAGAUCAAGAUUCAAGAGGCCAUUGAGAAGAGAGGCCCGGAGGAGGAGAGAGACUACAGCAGGUACAACACCAUCAUCUCGGAGCUGAGAGCCCAGAUACUUGAAAUGAUCAAGGACAACACACAUCACGCUAUCGCAGUGGAGAACGCACGUCUGGCCUCGGACGACUUCAGAGACAAGAUUGAGUAUGAGCUGUCCAUGCGUCAGACAGUGGAGGACGAUGUUGCGGGACUGAGGAAGUAUCUGGAUGACACCAAUGUUAAUUGUAUGCACCUGGAGAGUGAAAUCGAGUCUCUGAAGGAAGAGUUGAUCACCCUUAAGAAGAACCAUGAGAUGGAUGUCGCUGAAAUGCGUGGCCAGAUUCACUAUGGGGUCCAUGUGGACGUUGACGCCCCAAAAGGACAGGACCUGGCCCAGAUCAUGGACGAGAUGAGGGCUAAGUAUGAGCUGAUUGCACAGAAGAACCAGGAUGAGGUCGAAGCAUGGCAUGAAUCACAGAUCACAGAGGUGCAGGGGCAUGUGGAUGAGCAGUCAUCUGCUCUGAAGGAAGCAACGAAUAAAGUUACUGAAAUUACGAGGAACUAUCAAGCACUGGAGAUUGAACUACAGUCAAUGCUUAGCCUCAAAGAAAACCUGAAGGCUACCCUCCAUGACAUUGAGAUGCGUAACGACAUGGAGAUGGAGAAGUACAACACAACCAUCUUGAAGCUGCAGGAUGAACUCACUGACAUCCACAACAACAUCAAGGAGAACACACUCAAGUAUGAGCUUCUGCUCAACAUCAAGAUAAAACUAGAGGCCGAGAUCGCUGAGUACAGGAGGCUGCUGGAGGGUAGUGGAGACUUUACACUUGAGGAUGCAGUUGAUUCUAAGGUCGAGACCAAGCUGGUCACUCAGAGACUGGUGGAUGGCAAAUUGGUGCAAGAGAGCAAGGACGUCCAGUCUGCUUAA